Messenger RNA from Paramecium pentaurelia, 297 nucleotides. The record is from the annotation of a GenBank genome assembly. NCBI's taxonomy places the organism in Eukaryota, Ciliophora, Oligohymenophorea, Peniculida, Parameciidae.
AUGUAUUUUACUUAAAAAAUAAGAAGUUGGCUCACUUAAAUAAAUCUAAACUGGAUUAAAAUUAAAAAGAUAUCAUUUGCCUUAGAUUAAUUCCCCUUGUGUGACAAGGAAUUAUCUUUUCAAAAAAAUAAAAAAGAAGCAUUUGAAAAAGUGUUACAAAUUGAUAUAAGUUUAGAUUAAGAUUGCUUAUUUGAUUAAAAAAAAGCUACGAUAAUUGAUUUAUGCAGAGAGGGAGGUAAAAUAUAAGUUAUAGAGCAAGAGUUCGGAUUUCCAUUCAAAAAAAAUCGAGAAUGUUGA